Messenger RNA from Eubalaena glacialis (North Atlantic right whale), 704 nucleotides. RefSeq names its product retinol binding protein 7 (gene RBP7). Lineage: Eukaryota; Metazoa; Chordata; Mammalia; Artiodactyla; Balaenidae. The record is from RefSeq and is a predicted model, not a curated record. Gene Ontology annotation, biological process: fatty acid transport. Gene Ontology annotation, molecular function: fatty acid binding. The coding region runs from base 59 to 502 and encodes 147 amino acids. The transcript is spliced from 4 exons. Gene Ontology annotation, cellular component: nucleus; cytosol.
CCACACAUUUACCUCCCGAGUCCCCACCGCCCACCGCCAGUGCCGCCCCAGCCCCGCCAUGCCCGCCGACCUCAGCGGCACCUGGAACCUGCUCAGCAGCGAUAACUUGGAGGGCUACAUGCUGGCCUUAGAUAUUGACUUUGCCACUCGUAAGAUAGCCAAGCUGCUGAAACCACAGAAAGUGAUUGAGCAGAAUGGGGAUUCUUUUACCAUCCACACGAACAGCAGCUUCAGGAACUACCUUGUGAAAUUUAAAGUUGGAGAAGAAUUUGAUGAGGAUAACAAAGGCCUGGAUAACAGAAAAUGCAAGAGCUUGGUCAUCUGGGACAAUGACAGACUCACCUGUGUGCAGAAGGGGGAAAAGAAGAACAGAGGCUGGACCCAUUGGAUUGAAGGAGACCAACUCCACCUGUGGUCUAAUGUGAGCGGGUUUCAGGAUUCUAGCUGGGAAGGAUGGGAAAAGACAAUCUCUUCCUUACAAGGCUUGGAUGAGGAAGUAUAACCCAUCCUGGGGGCCACCAGCACACCGUGAAGGAAGCCCUCCAGAGGAGCACGCAGCUACUGCAGAAAACAGAGAGAGAAUCAAGAACCUUGGGUCCACUGUCAAGUCUCUGGAACGAGCCUGACCUGAAAAUCUGCUUCUGGACUUUGCAGUUAUGUAAAUCAAUAAAUUCCAUUUAUGGGUGGAGCCAAUUUCUCCUGGA